This is a messenger RNA of Tetranychus urticae (two-spotted spider mite), 6039 nucleotides long. RefSeq names its product sidekick cell adhesion molecule (gene sdk). Gene Ontology annotation, cellular component: synapse. The record is from RefSeq and is a predicted model, not a curated record. Gene Ontology annotation, biological process: homophilic cell-cell adhesion; synapse assembly. NCBI's taxonomy places the organism in Eukaryota, Metazoa, Arthropoda, Arachnida, Trombidiformes, Tetranychidae. Gene Ontology annotation, molecular function: protein binding.
CCAGGCUGAGAAAGGUAAGAAAAGGUAAAAAAGGUAAAUGGUUAUAAGAAGGACAAAGAAAACUGGUUACUGGUUACUGUAUACCUGCGCAAAGUAAGAAUGCUGUAAGCUGGUCCCUAACUUUUAUUAGCACCUAGUCUCGCCUUGCCUGUUCUCUCUUUCUUCUCCAUCUUAGCAUCUUACUCCAUCUUUAUUAAUGUUUCUUUUGUGUUUUAGUCGUUUUUUUAAAACAAUUUUUGUAUUUUUAUAACCCAAAAGUGCCUUUUUAUUUAACAUGAUCCAUGAGACUGUUAGUGAAAUAUCUGAAUGUGAUCUGGAUUACACAAUGAGGACCAUUAGAAGACAUUCUAAAUACAAAUUAGUGACAGUGCCUACAUGUCCACCUUUACUUCCAUCAUCAUCUUAUAUAGGAUCUUCCAAAUUACUGCCAUCAUAUUUUAAUAAAUUAUCAACUUUAACCACAAUAACCUCCAAGGUAUCACUUAAAUUGAUAAAACCAUGUUUAACUUUUCAUACUUUUUUGUGCCUUUUAUUGGUCAACUAUUAUAUACAACCAAUCCUAUGUCAAUCUGACCGUGAGACAACAAGUUCUCCAUCUGACUCUCGUUCAAUUAUACGAACUCAAAUAAAUUAUCCUCCUCAAGACGUUAAAGUGAUUUUAAGCAAUACUGCCGAAAUUCAAUGUGGUGUAAGACAUGAAUCUACAAUACCAUUCACCCUUAAAUGGUAUUUCAAUGAUAAAGAAAUCUCAAGUAAACCUGCAAGUCGUGUCCAAAUAUUAAAUGAUGGAACCUUACGAGUCGAGCAAGCCAGAAAUACUGAUGUGGGCAUUUAUACCUGUAGUGUUACAUCAAUCGCAGGUAAUGACUCACGGUCUGCUCGAUUAGAUUUGGUUGAACUCCCUCAUCCACCUACUGAUGUCAAAUCUGAACUCAAUAUUCAAGGUGGAUUUGUUAAUGUUACAUGGACACCAAGUUUCAACGGAAACUCACCAAUCACAAAGUAUAUUGUCUACAGCCGGGUUAAAUUGAAUACAGACAGUGGCUCAGAAACUGAAUCUUGGGAUGAUUUUUCUUAUCAAAGUUCAAAUAUCCAAGGUUGGCGAGUUGCUCAGGCAAACAUUUCUGCAAGUCAAAAUUUUAUCCUCAUCCAUAAUUUAAGGCCUGCAAUGACUUAUCGUUUUCGGGUGAGCGCAGUAAACUCUGUUGGUGAGGGUCAACCAAGUAGUCCCUCAACUCCUCCAGUUACUCUCCCUGCCCAACCACCCAGUGAAGCUCCUAUCGGUGUGGUUGGAGCUGCUCGCUCAUCUACAGCCAUAAUGAUUCAAUGGCAGCCUCCGUCAGGUGAAGCUCACAAUGGUCAUCUUCUGGGUUACAUAAUAAGAUACAAAUUGGCAAGGUAUGCUGAAACACCUUGGUACCAUAGAAAUGUUACCAAUCCAGCUCAACUCUCUUUCCAUUUGGAUGAUUUAAUUGUUUGGCAAAACUAUGAGAUUCAAGUUGCUGCUUACAAUGAGAUGGGUGUUGGUGCUUUUAGUGACUCCAUUUGUAUCCGAACUAAAGAGGAUAGACCAGCCGCUGCUCCUAGUCAAGUUACUGCUCGAGCAUUAAGUUCUAGGGUUAUUCAAGUUUCCUGGUUUCCUCCGGACCCCCAAUUGAUCAAUGGAAUCAACCAAGGAUAUAAAUUAGCAGCGCGUUUAAAGAAUGGAACACUUUUCAAAGAAAUGCAUGCUGAUCCACAACAUUUCACUGAUCGUCCUCUGUCAAGUAAUAUUACUGAUUUACAGCCCUUCACCGAGUAUCUGAUAACAGUUCAUUGUUAUACUAAUGCUGGUGAUGGACCAGCAAAUGAUCCACCUAUCAAUGUUGUUACUGAACAAGAUUUGCCUGGUGAAGUUGAAAGCUUCCGGUAUUGGGAUUUAUGGGACAAGACUGUUGAUCUUGGCUGGACCCCUCCAGUUCAAAGUAACGGUGAAUUGAUAGGCUAUACGUUAAAACAUUAUAUUGCUGAUGCACCUCGUGAUCAAUGGACUGUGUCCAAUUAUACAGCUAAUACAAAUGAAACAAGGAUAGGCAAUUUAAAGCCUACCACUUUUUACCGGUUUGAGAUAAACGCUUGGACUAGAGUUGGACCUGGUCCAGUUAAAUCAUUAACAAUUAAAACUAGUAUUCCUCCUGUUCUUCCACACCCGCCAAGUCGACUUGCCAUCUCGAAUAUUGGACCGUUUUCAGUUGUUCUUCAAUUUACUCCUGGUUUUAAUGGCAAUGCUUCAAUUAGCAAAUGGAUUGUCGAAGGUCAAUUCUUCAAGUUGAGGAAUGCCAAUUGGACUCCUAUUUACGAAUCUGUCAACAACAGUCAACCAAAUGCGAUCAUUGUUAAAAAUCUUCGACCUUAUACUGAAUACCGUUUAAGAUUGAUACCCUUUAAUAUUGUUGGCCGAAGUAUUGAAGCUUCUGAGCCUUCACCUUCUUUUCAAACUCUUCAAGCACCGCCCGCUCAUCCUCCUCUCAAUGUUACAUUGCGUUCACUCAACGCAACCAGUUUAAGAGUGAGAUGGACUCCUUUACCACCAGAGUCUUGGUAUGGACAACCUAGAGGUUACAAUAUUACAUGGUUUGAAACUACUGAGGAAAAUGAGUUGGAAAUGGCUGCUGACCGGAAAUUUCACGUAUCCGGUGACUAUCAUUCACAUUCUUACACAAUUACUGGAUUAGAAGAGUUUACUAAUUAUGCGGUUCAAGUUUUUGCCAUUAAUGAUGUUGGCACAAGUAAUGGCAGUCGAUUAGUAGCUACACGUACAUCUGAAGCCACACCUACAACAGGUCCUAGUAAUGUAAAAGUAACAGCUACAUCGUCAACAACCAUACUUGUUGAAUGGUUAGACAUCCCUAAAAAGCAUCGCAAUGGAGUCAUCCAAGGUUUCAAGAUUAAAUAUCGAGCUCAACGUCAAGAUGAAGUUUCAGAGUUUAAAAAGAUUGAACGAAAUGAAUCUCGCACAGCAACUCUCACUGAACUCAAAAAAUAUACUCUUUAUUCCGUCUCUGUUUGUGCCUUUACACACCUUGGUGAUGGUGUUUAUAGUCCAAGUUUCUCAGUCCAAACAUUACAAGAUGUUCCUGGAGCUCCUUCAAAUAUAUCGUUUCCCGAUGUAACUCUUAAUACAGCUAGAAUUUUAUGGGAUAUUCCUGAAGAACCCAAUGGAGAAAUAUUAGCAUAUAAAGUAACUUACAAUUUAAAUGUCAGUGACACUUUUUCAGACCGUUCCCAUGAACUAGCUUCAACUGAUCGAACUUAUAAAGUGACUGGACUUCAACCCAAUACCUAUUAUUUGUUUAGCGUUACAGCUCGUACAAAAGAGGGUUGGGGUCAACCAGCCAAUGCUUAUGUUUAUACAACUAAUAAUCGAGAGCUUCCUUCAAAUCCGUCCAUGCCACACAUAAAAUCGUCCCAAAUAAGUUCAAGACAAGUCACUUUCACUUGGAAACCUGGUUACGAUGGUUUAGCUCCUCUUCGCUAUUAUACUGUUCAGGUUUCUUCUUCAGGUGGACCAUGGAUCACAGUUUCUCAAAGAAUUGACCCUUCAUUAACAAUAUACACUGUUACUGGUUUAAAACCAUUCACUCCUUACCAGUUUCGUAUUCGUGCUAGUAAUGAUAUUGGAAAUUCUAAUUGGAGCCCUGAAAGUCCUUCUAUUUUAACAUUACCAGCUCCUCCAGAUUUUUCCGUGACCGGUGUUACGGUUUCCCCUUAUAGCCCAACUGCUGUUUCUGUUAAAUGGACACCAAUUAAAGAAUGGAAUGGCGAUGAGAAAGGCGCUGGUUACAAAGUUCAAUAUUGUUUAGUGUCUUCCGUUGUUUCAGCUGUACAUUGUCCAUCCACUCUUGUUCAAGGUCCAGCAGUCACGGGCGUUUCUAUUGAUAAUCUUGAAAGAGAUCAUCAAUAUGAAAUCAAAGUUAUUCCUUUUAACAGUCAAGGUGAAGGUCCAAGCAGUAAAACCAAGAUAGUUUAUGUUGGUGAUGCAGUUCCUAGUGGACCUCCCCUAGAUGUUAAAGCAAUUUCACUAUCUUCGACUGAAGUUAAUGUUACUUGGUCACCUCCUGAAAAUGACAAGCAAAAUGGACAAAUUUUGGGAUAUAAAAUAUUUUAUUGGCAGUCCAAGUUAAAACCCAAUACUACUCUUACUGAUGAAGACUCUGAAGAUAAACGUGAAAGCAUGGAAAUUGUACCCAACACCUAUUUAGAGCUUUCAGAUUUGGAAAUGUUUACCAACUAUCAUAUCCAAGUGUCUGCUUUCAAUCCUGCUGGUGAUGGACCCAGAUCAAUUGCUGUCUUUGUUCAAACUAAAGAAGAUCUUCCCGAUAUUGUUGGACCUUUAGCGUUCACUGAUAUUACAAUGAGUAGUCUUCGCAUUCAUUGGGAUCCUCCAACCAAAUCAAAUGGUAUCCUAACUGGUUAUUAUGUUGUCUACGAGACAAAUCAAGAUGAUUUCAGUAAACAGGUGAAACAGACCGUAUCCGAAAAUCAUUUACUAGUUAAGGGUCUUAAAGAAAUGAUGACUUACAAUUUCAAGGUAAGAGCUAAAACCUCUGUUGGAAUGGGACCAGAAAGAAGUGGUAAUGUGACAACCGGUCCUCAACAAGGAUCUCCGCCUCCAGUCACUCAUUUCAACUUUUAUCAAACCACAAAUGCUGUUCGUUUAAUCUGGAAAAAUCCUGAAUAUGGAGGCAUUAUUGGCUAUCUUAUUGAAGGGCAACGUGUUUCUGCGGAUGCUCGUGAAUGGUAUCCAAUACAAGAACUGCGAACUGGACUUAUAGAUAGUUAUGAUCUCAGUUUUGCCAAUCUCAAAGCAUCCUCACAAUAUACAUUCCGUAUCAUGACAAUCAAUAAAUUUGGUAUUAGUAUACCAGCUUUACCACCAUCAGCAAACAAUGCUGGUGUCUUCUCGAAUCUCGUUAUUACCACUCCAUCACAGCUUGAACUUUCCGCUAAGUUGCCAUUCUAUUUUGAGAACUGGUUCAUUACUUCGGCAGCAUCAAUUUUAGCUCUGAUUCUUGUCGUCUUUUUCGCCACAAUUUGUGUUUGCAACACUGUAUAUAAGUACAAGCAAGAAGCCAAGAAAAGAGGAUCUCAUGAUGCACUCAGUGAAAAUGAAUUUGGACUCGUUGAUAACCUUCACAACCCUUAUGCCUCUGGUUUUGAAUUGCGUCAAAACACUAUACGUUCACAAACCUCUCGUCGAAGCACUAAUGCUCUUAACUCAAUCAACAUGGCAGCCGCAAAAUGUCCACCUCGUCCUUCACCCGGUUCUAUAACUUAUUCGGACGAGGAGGUUGACGAGGACACCAAAGAUGCUAACUUAUAUUGCUCUAGUGGUGACAGUGUAACUGAAAAACCAAGUGAAUUAAGCAGCAGUGGUCCUGAAUCAGAUUCUGAGCAUGAUGAUAUUUACCAUUUUGUUAAUCAUUAUGCCAAUGUAAAUGAUACUUUAAACAAAAAUCAGCCCUCAUGGAAAAGAGGUGCUGCAUCCUAUGUUGUACAAACUUCAGCUUCUUCAAGUGGCAGUGGUAGUGGAUCAGCCAUCCCUAGAAGACCACCACCGCCUGCUCCUGGACCAGCACCGCCAAGUUAUAAUGCAGCCAUUACAUCAGAAGAUAGUGAAUUAGAUUGUCCCAGUGUCAACUUAAACGGUGGACGAAUCAUCAUCAAUAAUAUGGCUGGAAGCCGCGCUCCUCUGCCAGGAUUCUCAUCUUUUGUGUGAUUUCACUUUUUGUAACAUUUGUCUUAAGUUGAAAAACAUUAAGCUUGUAAUUUACUCUAAUUUAUUUUGUAGAUAUUUUUUACUGCCUCACUCAACGCAACGAUACUGCACCACAUCAGUUCUCUUUAGAUGUUUUAUAUUUCAUCUUUACCAAUUUUUUAUCCUUUUUUAUUCACUUCAACUACCUUUAUGGUAAAUGUUUUUUUUGUAAAUAACAAACUCUUUGUACAAUAUUUUUAAUCAUAAUUUAAAAUUUCAUUAAAUUAUCACUUCAAUGACAA